Messenger RNA from Mesocricetus auratus (golden hamster), 3516 nucleotides. It is a transcript of the gene Ywhag, whose product is annotated as tyrosine 3-monooxygenase/tryptophan 5-monooxygenase activation protein gamma. Gene Ontology annotation, cellular component: cytoplasm. The record is from RefSeq and is a predicted model, not a curated record. Gene Ontology annotation, biological process: signal transduction. The transcript has 2 exons. Gene Ontology annotation, molecular function: protein kinase C binding. NCBI's taxonomy places the organism in Eukaryota, Metazoa, Chordata, Mammalia, Rodentia, Cricetidae. The coding region runs from base 217 to 960 and encodes 247 amino acids.
UGUCCGCCCGCGGCACGCAUUAGAGCUGCAGCCUCCUUGCGCCGGCUCCCGCGGUCGCAGCUCGUGCCGCCUCUUGCUCGCCCUCGCCUGAGCAGCUUGCUUCGUGCGUCGGCCCUCCGACACACGGGCUCCAAGCCGCCUCUCUCUUUCCCUAAAGCCCUUCAAGGCGGUCUUCGGUUCCCUUCUCUCCAGCCGACCCGCUGCAGCCCCGCGAAGAUGGUGGACCGCGAGCAACUGGUGCAGAAAGCCCGGCUGGCCGAGCAGGCGGAGCGCUACGAUGAUAUGGCCGCGGCCAUGAAGAACGUGACCGAGCUGAAUGAACCGCUGUCCAACGAGGAACGAAACCUUCUGUCAGUUGCCUACAAGAACGUGGUUGGGGCUCGCCGCUCCUCCUGGAGGGUCAUCAGCAGCAUCGAGCAGAAAACCUCUGCGGAUGGCAAUGAGAAGAAGAUUGAGAUGGUCCGAGCCUACCGGGAGAAGAUCGAGAAGGAGCUCGAGGCCGUGUGCCAGGAUGUGCUGAGCCUGCUGGAUAACUACCUGAUCAAGAAUUGCAGCGAGACCCAGUACGAGAGCAAAGUGUUCUACCUGAAAAUGAAAGGGGACUAUUACCGCUACCUGGCUGAAGUGGCCACCGGGGAGAAACGGGCGACCGUGGUGGAGUCGUCCGAGAAGGCCUACAGCGAAGCCCACGAGAUCAGCAAGGAGCACAUGCAGCCCACCCACCCCAUCCGGCUGGGCCUGGCGCUCAACUACUCCGUUUUCUACUACGAGAUCCAGAACGCCCCGGAGCAAGCAUGCCACCUGGCCAAGACCGCCUUCGACGACGCCAUCGCCGAGCUCGACACUCUGAACGAGGACUCCUACAAGGACUCCACUCUGAUCAUGCAGCUGCUCCGAGACAACCUAACGCUCUGGACAAGCGACCAGCAAGACGACGACGGCGGCGAAGGCAACAAUUAAGGCCCCGGGUGGACUGGCAGCGCACGCUGAUGCUACUACUGCAGUCUUUAUUUUUUUCCCAUGAGUUGGGGUCGGGUGGGGGAGGGGAAAGGGAGGGCUGACCUUCCCAGGGAGAAACCCACGACUGUCCUGUCUUUGAUCGCCUCUUUGACAUUUUUGCCAAAAUACCACUAGUGGAAAGUCAGGCUUGCUAUGCUGGUAUCGGAGCAGCGGCCUCACACAGGCACCCGGACUGUCGCAGGCUCGUGCAAGUGGAGCAGUCUGCCUUUAGUUUAACUUAUUGCCAGACGGUAGGGUUUAAGACAAAGAGAAACUGGAGAUGGAUGGCCCUCAUUCAGUGUGUUCUGUGGUUCCAGUAAGAAUUCUGUCCACACUCUCGUCUUCAGUUCUGUGGCUGUUUUCUCUCUGUUGUGGCUGUGCUAGGUUUUUUAUUUUGUUUUUUCUUUUCCCUUUCCCCAGGGUGAUCACUACCAGAGAAGGCAUAGUUUAAAGUUACCCAAGUGGACAGGCUUAGAGUGGAAGACACGACCUUUAUGGAUGGGUCAGGCCUGGGCCUGUUUUCGGGAGUCUGGUGGGUUGACAGUAUUAACACUAAAUUCUAGUUUACAGUAUUUCCACACGACAGCCAUACACGACAUGAAGCCAUUGGUUCUGAGUUUUCCUUUGUCAGCUCAGCUUUGCGUCCGUGUCCUGCUGUGUCCAGGUUGGUCUGGCUGUUCCUCAGCUCCUACAGUGUUGAGAAUCAGAACCUCCUUUUGGGUUUUGGUUAAUGGGUGCUUGGCAGGUAGCUGGCUGCGGGAUACUUUUUUUUUUUAAGUUCUUCUUUACUCUUUAAGUUAAGCCCACCACAAAAAUAGAACCUGUUAGGCGCCACACAGAGAAAAUGGAGAAAAUCCAGGUCUGUAUGCCAUUUCUCGUUGGUAUUUUCAGAGACGCUGUUCCCCAGCAGCUAGGGCUCCCUCCUCACUCACUGCCUGAUGCCCGCUUCUCGGCACUGAGUCUCCCCACACCUGGUGCUGUGGGCAUGCAGCGUCUGGAGGCCAUGUGAUUGUAGAGGGUGAUCACAGCCAGCUUCACUCAGUCCUGUCCAGUGUGGGAGCCUGGUCCCCAAGUCAGCUGUCCCGCCACCCCUCACCACCCAGCUCUUUCCCCACGUGCUUGGUGGAGGGGAGCUGAUGUUUAGGGGGUGCUCUCUGCCUGUUUCACCUAAGCUUUCCUGGUUUUUCCUUUUGAAUGAGAGCAUAGAUGCUGGAGAUCGGCCUCUGUAUGGAGAGGUCACUGCACACAUGACAUUGAAGGAAGCUCUGCUGCUGUGUCCUACAUGGUCCGUCUCACUUAGCUCCAGUCCCUUUCUCACUGUGGGUAAAUCUAUCCAUAAACAUGCAUACACUUGCAUGCAGAGUGUACAGUUUCUCUCUUCUAGAGGAUCCAUGGUCCUAUGGAUUCCCAAGAUGGGCAACCCCCCAAACGUGCUUUCCUUGUGUUCAGACAACGAGCUGGCAGCCACCUUCUCCCAUACCAAAAGCAAGCUCCCGUGUGAGAAGUGAGUAUGCUGAGCGGAUGCUGUGAUGUGUAGGACUGUCCCUCUGCCCAGUCCAAGCAUGCCUUUCCUCAGAGGCCCCUCUUGCUAGUGAGCAAGUACCCCCAGCCGAGGCCCCUGGAAGAACCGAGGGAGGAAGCUUGGCCACCAGAGCCAUGGACGGGGUCAGUGGGACUUCACCUAGUUUGUCUGUGUCCGCAGUGAGCAUGUUCUUGUCCCGCUUGUCCUGUUUGGAAACCAUCUACUGGAAUUGCAAGACCUAGUUUCUCUUUACAUUUCAGUCUUGACCCUGGCUGUGUUCUAGAAAGAUCAUGUGAGAGGGUAGACCUGAAGAGGGGAGAGCGGGAGACCGAUGUUUGAGCUUAGAUGGUUUCUGCUCCUCUCCUUGACUGUUGAAGCGCACCUGCCUGUGAUGCUGCCUCCAGUGCCGCGGUUGCUCCUCCGUCCUAUUGAUGCAGUAUUGUGCAUGCUGGUGUUGUAUUUCUAUACGGUAGCUUGACAUUUAUUAACUUAUACUGUAGGUGUUAUGUAUUCCUAUGACAAAAAAACUAAGACUUCAACAUUUUUUAAAUUUUUUUUUAAUUUAAGUUUUUCCUUUCAGGGGUAAAGUUUGCUUUACCAAAUAGUGAUUGUAACAAAUUGAUCUGUUUUGGAUGUUGCUAUAGUGACAUGCAGUUCUAUAUUUUGUUUUUCAGGGGGGAGGGGACUAAAGAAACACCAGUGUUAGCUUACUCUUAAUGUCUGGUGUUUGUCAUGGUGAAAUUAUAACUAUUACAGUGUAGGAGAACGCCACGGACGUUCUCUGAAUGCGCCUGUGUGCUUUCUCGUCAUGUUAUGCAGUGAACUAUUUUUAAGGUCUAAUCAAGUGAUUUUUUUCCCCCUCAACUCCGUGUUUCGCUAAGGAAUUAUUUCGCACACGGACCAUUCUUAGCAGUUUUCCUCAGUGAUGGAAUAUUCAUGAAUGUGAGUCAUUAUGUAGCCGUCGUACAUUGAGCAAAAUAAACGCACAGAUCUGA